AUGGCAGCUCGCAGCCGGAGAGCUUGGUUCGGCGUGCUUUUGGGUCUGGUGCUCGGCUUCACGUUGGCAUCCAGACUCAUUCUGCCCAAGGCUGCCGAACUCGCCAAAGCCAACCCGGGAGGCGGCGGCUGCGCCGGCCUCAGGGCAGCGGCUGCUGCGGCUGCAGCGGCGGCAAGUAACGCCGGCGGGGCCCCGUGGCAGCAGUCUUCGGACGACGCCUCGUCGUCGUCGAACGCGCGCUCCUCCAGCUUCCUCUUCGUUGGGGUCAUGACCGCGCAAAAGUACCUCAACAGCCGCGCCGUAGCGGCGCACAGAACAUGGGCCCGAAGCAUCCCUGGCCGCGUGGAGUUCUUCUCCAGCGAGGGCUCUGACGCGGCGGCGACGGGCGUCCCGGUGGUGGCGCUAAGCGGCGUGGACGACUCCUACCCUCCUCAGAAGAAGUCUUUCAUGAUGCUCAAAUACAUGCACGACCACUACCUGGAACGCUUCGAGUGGUUCAUGCGGGCUGAUGACGACGUCUAUGUCAAGGGCGAGCGUCUGGAGAGCUUCCUGCGGGGGUUGAACAGCAGCGCCCCCGUAUUCCUGGGACAGACCGGCAUGGGCGCCCGCGACGAGCUGGGCAAGCUGGCGCUGGAGCCCGGCCAGAACUUCUGCAUGGGCGGGCCCGGCGUUGUCAUGAGCCGCGAGGUCCUCCGCCGCGUGGCGCCGCACCUACGCCGCUGCCUGCGCCAGAUGCACACCGCGCACGAGGACGUGGAGGUGGGCCGCUGCGUGCGACGCUUCGCCGGGGUACAGUGCGUCUGGUCCUAUGAGAUGCAGCAGCUGUUCCACGAGAACUACGAGCCCAACAAGAGAGGUUUCAUCCGCGAGCUGCGCGACAGCAAGAUCCACCGGGCCAUCACGCUGCACCCCAACAAGAGCCCGCCCCACCAGUACCGCCUGCACAGUUACCUGCUGAGCCAGAAGGUGGCGGCGCUGCGCCAGCGCAGUGUGCGCCUCCAUCGCGAGCUGCUCCUAGCCGCCCGCCCGGGCACCUCAGGGGCGACCCGCGAGGACCGCCGCCUGGGGGCACCGCCCUCCUUCACCAGGUUCCGGCCCGGGCGGCGCAGCGAUGUCACGGAGUGGGACUUCCUCAGUGCCAGGCACAUCUUCACCGCCUGGGACGGACAGCCGCCGCGUCGCGGGACCGACGCUGCGCAGCGACGGGCCCUGGAUGACGUGGUCAUGCAAGUGAUGGAGAUGAUCAACGCCAACGCCAAGACGCGCGGGCGCGUCAUCGACUUCAAGGAGAUCCAGUACGGCUACCGGCGGGUGGACCCGCUGCACGGGGCAGAGUACGUUUUGGACCUCCUCCUGCUCUACAAGAAGCACAAGGGCAAGAGCGUGACUGUGCCGGUGCGCCGGCACGCUUACCUGCAGCAGAGCUUCAGCCGCGCACACUUUUGCGAGGAGCGGCCCACCGAUGCUGCCGAGUUGGCGGUGCGCGCCGACCGCUCCUCACCGUCCUUCCUGUCGCUGGACUCUCUAAAGAUGCUGGCACCCUUCCUGCCGGGCCGCGGGGACGGUCCCUCCCCGCCACCGCCACUUCCGGCUGACGAGAAGGUCAACGUGCUGGUGCCGCUGGCGGGGCGCUAUGAAACCUUCGCACGCUUCAUGGCCAACGUGGAGCGCGUAUGUCUGAUCCCCAGGCAGAACGUCAAACUGGUGGUGCUGCUCUUCGGCGACGACAACGCCACUGAGCGGGUCCGGCAGGCGGAGCUUUUGCGCCGCUACCACAUCAAGUACCCACGGGCUGAGCUGGAGAUCAAAGCGCUGGGCGGCUCUUUCUCUCGCGCGCUGGCGCUGGAGGUCGGUGCCGCACGCUUCCCCAAUGCCUCGCUGCUCUUCUUUUGCGACGUGGACCUGCUCUUCACCGCUGACUUCCUGCAGCGCUGCCGGGCAAACGCCGUGGCGGGACGCUUCGCCUACUUCCCGGUGGUCUUCAGCCAGUACGACCCCCUGGUGGCGUAUGGCGGGCGGGCCCCGGACGACCUCUACACCUUGACCUCCGAGGCGGGCCUGUGGAGGAAUUUUGGCUUCGGCGUUGUGUGCGCCCGCAAAGGCGAUCUACUUGGCGCCGGGGGCUUGGACACAUCCAUCCGGGGUUGGGGGCUGGAGGACGUGGACCUGUACGACAAGUUCGUGCGCUCAGGCGCCGCCGCACCAUUCCGCAGUGUGGACCCAGGCAUCGUGCAUGUGCACCACGCCGUCACCUGUGAUUCUCGCCUGGAGCCCAAGCAGUACAAAAUGUGCCUGGGUUCCCGGGCGGCCUCCCGGGGGUCCGCCCACCGGCUGGCCAAGCUUUGGUUGGACAGGAACCAGGGGGCCUCCGUGCAUGCCAACGUCUCGCUUCGGACAGCCUGA
This is a messenger RNA of Nerophis lumbriciformis (worm pipefish), 2403 nucleotides long. Lineage: Eukaryota; Metazoa; Chordata; Actinopteri; Syngnathiformes; Syngnathidae. The record is from RefSeq and is a predicted model, not a curated record.